Molecule: messenger RNA, 6084 nt
Organism: Daucus carota subsp. sativus
Lineage: Eukaryota; Viridiplantae; Streptophyta; Magnoliopsida; Apiales; Apiaceae
Product: THO complex subunit 2
Exons: 32
Coding region: 161-5668 (1835 amino acids)
Biological process (GO): mRNA processing; mRNA export from nucleus
Cellular component (GO): THO complex part of transcription export complex
Molecular function (GO): mRNA binding
Source: RefSeq, a predicted model, not a curated record
AUUUAUCCAUCUUCAUUUACGAGACCGACAAAAGUAUGUAUCUGUGUGUAAAAAUCAUGACAAACCCCUAAAUCAGAUCAUCCAAACCCUAACGUCUCUCCAUCGAUACACACACAAACUCAAACCUAUACAUACAACAAUCUCAAUCAAUUAAUCAAUCAUGUCUCUACCUCCUGUAGAGUGUGUGUACGUUACUGAAGAGUGCUUGAAGGAAUGGAAAAAUGGAAACCCUAGCUUCAAGUUGAAUCAGUCGGUGCCGAUUGUUCGGUUCCUCUACGAGCUUUGCUGGUCCAUGGUUCGUGGUGACUUGCCGUUUCAGAGGUGCAAAUUGGCGCUGGAUUCGGUGGAGUUCUGUGAUAGGGAGGCGGAUGAGGGCGUCGCGUCGGAUUUCACGGAUAUAGUGACUCAAAUGGCUCAGGAUCUUACAAUGCCCGGAGAAUAUCGCAGCCGACUCAUUAAACUUGCGAAGUGGCUUGUUGAAUGUUCUUUGGUUCCCCUGAGGCUUUUUCAGGAGCGCUGUGAGGAAGAAUUUUUGUGGGAUUGCGAAAUGAUCAAGAUAAAGGCUGCAGAUUUAAAAUCAAAAGAGGUGAGAGUAAACACUCGUCUUCUGUAUCAACAAACCAAAUUCAACCUUCUACGAGAAGAAAGUGAAGGUUAUGCUAAGCUGAUCACCCUUCUUUGUGGGAGACCAGAAGCUUCAUCUCAGAAUGGAUCAGCAGCAACAGUUGGAAUUAUUAAGUCAUUGAUCGGACAUUUUGAUCUUGAUCCGAAUCGUGUUUUUGACAUUGUAUUGGAGUGUUUCGAAUUACAGCCCGAUAAUGUCGUCUUUUUGGACCUUAUUCCAAUUUUCCCCAAGUCCCACGCAUCACAAAUACUAGGGUGCAAGUUUCAGUAUUAUCAGCGGAUGGAAGUUAGUAGUGCUGUACCAUUUGGACUUUAUCAGCUUACAGCUCUGCUGGUUAAAAAAGACUUUAUUGAUCUUGACGGCAUAUACUCACAUUUACUUCCGAGGAAUGAUGAUGCAUUUGAGCAUUAUAAUUCUUUCGUUGCAAAGCGAUUAGAAGAGGCCAACAAAAUUGGAAAAAUAAAUCUUGCUGCAACAGGAAAAGAUCUUAUGGAUGAUGAGAAACAGGGGGAUGUGAAUGUAGAUCUGUUUGCUGCUUUAGACAUGGAAACUGAGGCAGUUGAGGAACGUUCUUCAGAGUUGGAGAAUAGUCAGACAUUGGGGUUGCUUGCUGGAUUUCUUUCGGUGGAUGACUGGUAUCAUUCCCAUGUACUGUUUGACCGUCUCUCCCCUCUAAAUCCGGUAGAGCACAUUCAGAUCUGCAACAGAUUGUUUAGGCUUAUCAAUAAUUCAAUAUCUUCAGCAUAUAAGCUUGUCCAUCAAAUGCAACUUCAAAAUGCUGGUUCACACUCGAGGUCUAGUGCUGAUAUUGGGGAUACAACUCCAUAUGUCCAUCGGAAAUUCAUUGAUCUCCCUAAGGAGCUUUUUGAGAUGUUGUCCUGUGCAGGACCUUAUCUUUAUCGUGAUACUUUAUUGUUGCAAAAGGUGUGUAGAGUAUUAAGGGGCUAUUACCUCUCUGCUCUGGAGUUUUCCAAGUCUGGUGAAAGUGCCUUCAAAUCAGAUAAUGCUUCUUUUCUGAACAAAGCUCCUCGUGUGCACUUGAGAGAGGCAAGGUUAAGGAUUGAGGAAUCCCUAGGAGCUUGUCUACUUCCUUCUUUACAGAUGAUACCUGCAAAUCCUGCUGUAGGGCAAGAAAUUUGGGAUGUGCUGAAUCUCCUUCCGUAUGAGGCGAGGUACCGGUUAUAUGGAGAAUGGGAAAAGGAUGAUGAGGGCACUCCUAUGGUUUUGUCCGCAAAGCAGACAGCAAAGUUGGAUACCAGAAGGAUUUUAAAACGGCUUGCAAAAGAAAAUCUUAAGCAGCUAGGCCGAAUGGUUGCAAAACUAGCUCAUGCCAAUCCAAUGACAGUUUUAAGAACCAUUGUUCACCAGAUUGAGGCUUACAGGGAUAUGAUCACUCCAGUUGUAGAUGCAUUCAAAUACUUGACACAGCUGGAGUAUGAUAUCCUUGAAUAUGUUGUGAUUGAGCGUUUGGCACUAGUUGGACGGGAGAAACUAAAAGAUGACGGUCUUAAUUUAUCCGAUUGGCUUCAAUCAUUGGCUUCAUUUUGGGGUCAUUUGUGUAAAAAAUAUCCUUCAAUGGAAUUGCGUGGUCUUUUUCAGUAUCUCGUCAAUCAGUUAAAAAAAGGAAAUGGUAUUGAGCUUGUACUCUUGCAGGAACUUAUACAGCAAAUGGCUAAUGUUCAAUACACGGAGAACAUGACAGAGGAACAACUUGAUGCAAUGGCAGGAAGCGAGACUUUGCGGUAUCAAGCGACUUCUUUUGGGGUACCCCGAAAUAAUAAGGCUUUAGUUAAAUCCACGAACAGGCUGAGGGAUUCCUUAUUUCCGAAAGAAGAACCAAAGUUGGCGGUUCCCCUUUUACUAUUAAUUGCUCAGCAUCGUUCUGUGGUUGUUAUUAGUGCGGAUGCACCUCACAUUAAGAUGGUGAGCGAGCAAUUUGAUAGAUGCCAUGGGACCCUUCUUCAGUAUGUUGAAUUCUUAGCUAGUGCAGUUACGCCAGCAACAGCUUAUGCUCAACUGAUUCCCACUCUUGAUGAUCUUAUACAUCUAUAUCACCUUGAUCCUGAGGUGGCAUUUUUAAUUUAUCGACCCGUGAUGAGGCUGUUUAAAUGUCAGACUAGUUCUGAAGUCUUUUGGCCUUUACAUUGUGAUGAAAGUGCAAACACGGAAAAAGAUGUGGCUACAAAUCCAUCGAGCCAACCUGUUCUUGAUCUUGGCGCUUCAAGGAAACCUAUUACGUGGUCUGCUCUCCUGGACACUGCUAGAUCAAUGUUACCUCCUAAGGCUUGGAAUAGCCUCUCUCCUGACCUGUAUGCCACCUUUUGGGGUCUUACAUUAUAUGAUCUGUACGUUCCUAGAAACCGAUAUGAGUCAGAAAUAAGCAAGCUGCAUUCUGCACUUAAGGCGUUGGAAGAACUCUCUGAUAAUUCGAACUCAGCAAUCACCAAAAGAAAGAAAGAUAAGGAAAGGAUUCAAGAGUCUUUAGACCGAUUGACUAGUGAAUUGCAGAAGCAUGAAUCAAAUGUUGCAUCUGUUCGCAGGCGACUCAGUCAAGAAAAAGAUAAGUGGUUAAGCUCUUGUCCUGAUACCCUGAAAAUAAAUAUGGAAUUCCUUCAGAGGUGUAUCUUUCCACGAUGUACAUUCAGUAUGCCUGACGCCGCUUACUGUGCUAUGUUUGUACAUACUCUUCACUCCCUUGGGACUCCCUUUUUUAAUACUGUCAACCACAUCGAUGUUCUAAUAUGCAAGACUUUACAACCUAUGAUUUGUUGCUGUACCGAGUACGAAGUGGGUCGACUUGGAAGGUUUUUGUUUGAGACACUGAAGACUGCUUAUCACUGGAAGAGUGAUGAAUCAAUAUAUGAACGGGAGUGCGGGAAUAUGCCAGGUUUUGCUGUAUAUUAUCGAUAUCCAAACAGUCAGCGUGUUACAUAUGGCCAAUUUAUUAAGGUGCACUGGAAAUGGAGUCAAAGGAUUACCAGAUUACUUAUACAGUGCUUGGAGUCACCAGAGUACAUGGAAAUACGAAAUGCUCUAAUACUGUUAACCAAAAUAUCUGCUGUAUUUCCUGUCACACGAAAGAGUGGUAUCAAUCUUGAAAAACGUGUUGCGAAAAUAAAAAGUGACGAAAGAGAAGAUCUGAAGGUGUUGGCCACAGGUGUUGCUGCAGCUUUGGCUGCAAGAAAGUCAUCAUGGGUUACAGAAGAAGAAUUUGGUAUGGGUUAUCUCGAAUUAAAGCCAGUACUUCCUAUUGCUCCAAAGUCUCUGGCUGGUAACGUAGCUCCUCCACACAAUGGUUCUGCUGUUAAUGUAGCUGCAAAUGAACCUGCUGGAGGAAGAAUAAAACCUGCUGAUGGGAAAUCAGAAAGAACAGAAAGUUUAUCUGCCACAGCUAAAUCAGUAGAAAACCAAAAGCAGGGAGAGGAAUCUGGAAAUAAAACACUGGAGGAGAACACGUUGAGAGUUUUUGGGAAGACAUCAUUCGAAUCUGAGGGAAGAGCCGCAUCGAAAAGGUCACUUGCUGCUGGAUCUCUUUCUAAGCAAACAAGGCAAGAUCUUACAAAGGACGAUGGUAAAGCUGGGAAAACAAUUGGUAGAGCGGCAGGUACCUUUUCCACUGGUGACCGAGACCUUUCAACACAUGAUCCAUCUGAAGGGCGACAGACAUCGUCGCUUAACAUUACUUCAGCACACAGUAGCAAUGGCUUAGCUUCAGCUAAAGUAUCUGCAGCUACUACACGGUCUUCAGAUUUCCAUGGCAAUGAAACGAAGUCAGAGGGUGGGGCUGUAAAAGCUAUUGAUUCAAGGCUUCCUUCUGUAAGAGAGGAGGGCAAUGAAGUUUCUGAGUCACAAAGACAGUCCUCUCGGCUAGUCCAGUCGCCUAGGAAUGAAUUUGCUAAUCCAAAACCUGUUGAUAAGCCUCAUAAGAGAGUAAAUCAAGCUGAGGAACUAGAUAGGCUGAGUAAACGCAGGAAAGGCGAUACCGAUUCAAGAGAAUUGGAGGCUGACAUCCGAUUUCCUGACCGAGAAAGGUCAAUUGAUCAACGAGUAGUUGAUAAACCGAGUCCUGCUGAUAUUGAUAGACGAGGUUUGGAUGAGCAAAUAAGCAGCAGGGCUGUUGAUAGACUAAAAGAAAAAGUUGGCGAGAGGUAUGAUCGAGAUCACAGAGACAGAAUUGAACGACCGGAAAAAUCUCGAGGUGAUGAUAACAUUUCGGAAAAAUCACGGGAUAGGUCCAUGGAAAGAUAUGGAAGAGAGCGUUCUGUAGAUAAAUUGCAGGAGAGAGGUAUCGAUAGGGGCUUUGAUAGGCUUACUGAAAAAUCAAAGGAUGAAAGAAACAAAGAUGACAGGAUUAAGUCAAGAUAUAACGACACAUCUCUAGAAAAAUUGCAUGCUGAUGACCGGUUUCAUGGGCAAAGCUUGCCACCACCACCACCUUUACCUGCACACAUGGUUCCACAGUCAGUUAGCUCGGGAAGAAGAGAUGAUGAUGGUGAUAGAAGGUUAGGUACUGCCAGGCACAGUCAAAGACUCUCCCCUCGGCAUGAAGAGAGGGAACGAAGGCGAUCUGAGGAGAAUACCUCUCUAUUGCAAGAUGAAGCCAAACGUCGUAGAGAAGAUGAAUUUCGUGAUAGGAAGAGGGAAGAAAGAGAUGUCUUUCCAUUAAAGGUUGAGGAGAGGGAUAGGGAAAGAGAAAGGGAGAAAGCAAAUCUUUCAAAGGAGGACUUGGAUGCAAAUGCAUCUAAGAAAAGGAAAAUCAAAAGGGAGCCCCUGCAAGCUGAAGCUGGUGAAUAUCUUCCAUCAGGGCCACCGCCGCCUCUUACUAUAAAUUUGUCGCAGCCUUAUGAUGGUAGAGAACGGGUAGACCGGAAAGCAGCCAUGCCUCAGCGUGCUGGUUACAUUGAAGAACCUGGACUGCGAGGUCAUGGCAAGGAAACAAUUAACAAGAUGACCCGACGUGAUGCAGAACAAAUGUAUAAUGACAGGGACUGGGAUGACGAGAAGAGACAAAGAGUUGAGCAAAAGAGAAGGCACCGCAAAUAGUGUGCAUAGCCCCAAGGACACUGGUUCGGGAGCUUGUGUUUUAACUUGUAACCUUUACUACAUGCAAAUUGUAAAUUUGGAGCACAAUAUUAAAUGAUAUACCAAUCCUUUGUACCUGUUAUGGUUAAAUCCACAGCGAAUUAGGUGGAAGUACAGAAUAUUCCUGUUACUUCUGUGUUGAAAUAUAUGUCCUGUUAGAUUUUAGCAUACUAGAGGAUGCUAUAGUCAGUUUUUUAUGCAUGUUGAGCGAACUCUGGAGGCUGUUAUAUAGUCAUUAGUCUUAACAUUCUUCUCAUGCAGUCUACUAGGUUGACAAGCCUCGUGUAAAUUAGAUAGAGAACAUUAGUGUAUACAGUUACAGUAGAUAUUAUUUUUAUUCUCUUAGAUAAUAACAUUCUAUUGCACUGUGAAGAAAA